Molecule: messenger RNA, 888 nt
Organism: Talaromyces stipitatus ATCC 10500
Lineage: Eukaryota; Fungi; Ascomycota; Eurotiomycetes; Eurotiales; Trichocomaceae
Product: hydroxyquinol 1,2-dioxygenase, putative
Exons: 3
Coding region: 1-888 (295 amino acids)
Biological process (GO): catechol-containing compound metabolic process
Molecular function (GO): ferric iron binding; catechol 1,2-dioxygenase activity
Source: RefSeq, a predicted model, not a curated record
AUGCAUGCAUCCGAACUCCACCCUCUGACAAUUUCUGUUCUCUCUUCGUUCGGAUCCGAAAGCUCCCCUAGGGCUCGAGAAAUACUUGCAGGCUUGGUACGAUAUCUUCACGCAUUCUGCCGAGAUGUGAACCUCACUACUGAAGAACUUCACAUUGCUAUUGAAGUCUUGAACCGAUCUGGCCAAAUGAGUAAUCCUGAACGCAAUGAGACGUUACUGAUAGCAGACUGCCUGGGUGUAGAGGCGUUUGUUGAUGCUCAGACACAAAAAGCACUAGAGAAAGACAAUGGCAAAACUACCAAUUCUUGUGUUCUCGGCCCAUUCUAUACGGCCGAUCCUCCACGCUACCUGAACGGUGACAGCAUUAUCCAGAAAUACCUAGGCGGCGAAGUGACUUUCUUCCAUGGUCGAAUUUUGGAUGCAGAUACCAAUUUGCCCAUUGCAGGAGCCUCCUUGAAUGUAUGGCAAUGCGCGGUCAAUGGCUUAUAUGACCAACAAGACCCCAGCCAACCAUCAGGAAACAUGCGUGGCAUGUUCACGUCCGAUGGCGACGGCAACUACGCCUUCUACUGUAUAAAGCCAAUUCCUUAUCCUGUGCCCUACGACGGGCCGGCCGGUGAUAUUCUCAAGCUUAUGGACCGUCACCCCUAUCGGGCGGCUCACAUUCAUUUUAUGGUAACGAGCGAUUCUCAUCAUCGUUUGAACACGCAAGUGUUCCCCGAGGAUGAUUCUUAUCUCGACUCUGACUCCGUGUAUGCCGUGAAAUCGGAUUUGCUCCUUCAAUUCAAGCCUUAUAGAUCCGAUUUGCCUCAAGGUAAAGGGAGUGAGGGAACCUAUGUGAAAUGGGAAGUCAACUGGGACUUCAAGAUUAAGAGGCAAAAUUCUUGA